AUGCUCUGCAUCAAACAAAAAGCCAUCACUCCUCCUCCUCUCCACCAUUUUUCCACCCACAAGCUUCCCCUGCUUCGUCCCCUGAAACAAACAAUGAAGCAAACCCAUAACUCUGUUUUUCUCUCCUUUCUCCUACUCACGAUCUCACUCCACUUUCCACCCCAAGCAAAUGCUUCACGCAGCAGCAACUUCACAGACCAAUUAGCCUUGCUGGAGUUCAAGCAAGCAGUCACUUACGACCCAGAUGGAGUUCUCACCUCCUGGAACAGCUCCCUCCAUUUCUGCAACUGGGCUGGCGUCACCUGCAGCCCAAAACGGAGAGUCACUUCUCUGAUCCUCCAAGGAUACAACCUCCAAGGCACCCUCUCCCCACAUUUAGGCAACCUGAGCUUCGUCAGGUCCAUCCAACUCAUGUACAACAGCUUCCGCGGCGGGAUCCCGCCGCAAUUCGGCAACCUCCGCCGCCUCCGGACGCUGAAUCUCACCUACAAUCCACUCGGAGGCGCGAUCCCGACCAACCUGACGCGCUGCUCCCUGCUCAGGGACCUCAGGAUCGCAGCAGCGGGCCUCGUCGGAAAAAUCCCCGACGAAAUCGGGCUGCUGUCGAAUCUAGAGGUGAUCAAAAUUGGAACCAACGAUCUGACCGGCCCGAUCCCGGCUUCUAUAGGGAACCUGUCGAGGCUCCAGAUCUUCAGUGUUGCGUAUAACCACCUGGAGGGACAAAUUCCUGACACCGUGGCUCGGCUCUCCAGCAUUAGUCAAUUCGUCGUGGGAGUAAACCGACUCAACGGUACAAUCCCUCUUUCUCUGUACAAUUUGUCAUCCAUGACGAUCUUGACAUUGGUUUACAACCAAUUCGGAGGCCGAAUUCCGCACGAUAUCGGGUUUACUCUCCCCAAUCUGUUGUUCUACGGGAACUCCUUGAAUUGGAUGUUCGGCCCCAUUCCUUCAUCAUUUUGCAACGCGUCUAAGCUCAGGGACAUGAACAUGAAUCAGAACAGCUUGUCAGGAAGGGUUCCUGAUUGUCUGGGGAGCCUUCCGAAUCUCGUCUACUUCAAUGCGGCGGCGAACAAUCUUGGAACCAAUUCCUCUGGCGAUUUGGAGUUCGUCACAGGGUUGAGCAAUUGCAGCAUGUUGCAGGAAUUGGGUGUCGGGAUGAACAAUCUUGGUGGGUCGCUACCUGAUUCUGUGGCGAAUCUGUCAGCUCGGCUCGAUCAAUUCGACGUAUCGAUCAACCUGAUUCGGGGAGAGAUUCCUCGAGGGCUGGAGAAUCUGAUCGGCUUGAAUAAGUUCGAUCUGUCUGAAAACUCUUUCACAGGGCGCAUCCCUUCUUAUUUUGGCGGGUUUCAGAAUUUACAGGGUUUGUGGAUGCAGGGGAACCAAUUGUCCGGUGAGAUCCCGUCGUCGUUGGGAAACUUGAGCCAAUUGAACAGACUCGACAUUUCUGAUAACAUGCUCGAAGGCGUUGUUCCUCUGAGCCUCGGGAGCUGCCGUCAGCUUAACUUACUGGAUGUCUCUGCCAACAAACUCACCGGAAAGUUACCGGCGGAGGUUUUCCGGCUUUCUUCGCUCUCGAUUGGGUUAAACCUGUCUCGGAACGAGUUCAUUGGCAGCAUCCCAAAUGAAAUCGGGAAUCUGACAAACGUGGAAGCUCUGGAUUUAUCGCACAAUUUCCUGACAGGUGAAAUUCCUGAUACAAUUGGCAAUUUUAAGAGCUUGAAAACCCUGUAUUUGCAGCAGAACUCUUUGAGUGGGAGUGUUCCUCUGGCAUUAGCUUCACUCAAAGCCAUGGAAAGUUUGGAUCUUUCCCUGAACAAUUUCAGCGGAGGAAUUCCUCCUGGUUUGCAAGAUGUUCAAACUAUGAAGUAUUUGAAUCUUUCGUUCAAUAAUCUGCGAGGUGAGGUCCCAACGAAAGGGAUCUUUGCAAAUGUGAGUGGAACAUUUCUGAUGGGCAACCCCAUGCUCUGUAAUGGCGUCUCGGAGCUCCAUUUUCCAUAUUGCCCGACGAAAGCAAGAUCCUCGCAGAAAAGAGCUGCCACUGUAAAACUGAUAAUGAUCAUUGUCUUGGUAUCGACGUUUUCCUUCAUUUCUAUAUUAGGGUUGCUGCUUCACUACAAGUCUAGGAGAUCGAAGAAGAAGACUUGCGACGAAGAUUCUGCUUUAAGCCACUUUGUCAGGAUUUCUUACAAAGAUCUCUGCAAAGCAACCAAUGGGUUCUCUGCCGAGAAUUUGAUCGGGUCCGGUGGAUUUGGCACCAUCUACAAAGGAGUAAUCGAACAAAUUGAGACUCCAGUAGCAAUCAAAGUACUCAAAAUUCAGGAUAAGAGAGCUCAUAAAAGUUUACUCGCCGAGUGCAAUGCACUGAAGAAUAUUCGACACAGGAAUCUGGUUAGGAUCCUAACCUACUGCUCUAGCUUGGAUCGUCAAGGCAAUGAUUUCAAGGCUCUGAUCUUUGAGCUUAUGCCCAAUGGGAGUCUAGAAGAAUGGUUGCACUCCGAUCGCAACCUGAGCUUAACCCAGAGGCUUAACAUCGCGGUAGAUGUGGCAUCCGGACUACACUAUCUUCACGAUCUUUGCGAGAACACAAUCGUCCAUUGUGACUUGAAGCCUAGCAAUGUACUUCUGGAUGCGGACAUGGUUGCUCGUGUGGGGGAUUUUGGUUUGGCGAAGAUCUUGUCAACCGGUACUGCUGGUAGCUCAUCCCAAAGGAAAAGUAGCACCAUCGGAAUUAAAGGAACGAUCGGUUAUGCCCCUCCAGAGUAUGGAAUGGGAGUUGCUCUCUCAAAAGAUGGGGAUGUAUAUAGCUAUGGCGUACUUUUACUAGAGAUGUUCACGGGAAGAAGACCUACGAAUGAGAUGUUCAAAGAUGGUGUAAAUAUCUGCGAUUUUGUGAAAGCAACUCUUCCUGAUGCGAUAUUAUCCAUACUCGACCCCUCAAUGUUUGUCCCGUCACUUGGACCAAGAAGUAGAGGAGUGGUAGGAAGAAAUGCAAUGGAAGUCGGUACUCAUGGGCUUGAAAUCGAAGGGAUGACACUGACAGAAAGUGCAAGAGACUGUUUGGUUUCGGUACUUGAAAUCGCCGUGAGUUGCUCGACAGAGCUGCCAAGAGAGCGAAUGAAGAUGGCUGAUGUUGUCAGAAAGCUUACUUCUAUACGUGAUGUCUUUGUAGCAUCAACUUCUAUCCGAAGACAACCUAAUCCAGAACGAGGUUGACUUCAAUGACCACGAUAGCAUAUAAACCUAUCAUUACUUGUUCCUUUGCUCCUUAUCGCUUUAACAUGGUUGUCCCUUUAUCGUCAUAAAAUGCCAUUUUCAUCGC
This is a messenger RNA of Linum tenue, 3319 nucleotides long. NCBI's taxonomy places the organism in Eukaryota, Viridiplantae, Streptophyta, Magnoliopsida, Malpighiales, Linaceae. The record is from the annotation of a GenBank genome assembly.